Molecule: messenger RNA, 1020 nt
Organism: Hydatigera taeniaeformis
Lineage: Eukaryota; Metazoa; Platyhelminthes; Cestoda; Cyclophyllidea; Taeniidae
Source: the annotation of a GenBank genome assembly
AUGUCCACCUCACAAAGUCUUUUUGCCGAAAAAAUGACUGUUCGUGAGGCCAUUAACAGCGCCUUGAAGGAGGAAAUUGAAAGAGACAAGAAUGUUUUUAUUCUGGGUGAGGAGGUCGCUCAGUAUGAUGGUGCCUACAAGGUUACCAAAAACCUCUGGAGGACUUUUGGUGACGAUCGAGUGAUAGAUACACCCAUAUCCGAGAUGGGUUUCACUGGGAUUGCCGUUGGCGCUGCAAUGGCUGGCUCGCGACCCGUUUGUGAAUUCAUGACUUUCAACUUUGCAAUGCAAGCCAUCGACCAAAUUAUCAAUUCUGCUGCGAAAACCCACUAUAUGUCCAAUGGACGGGUAAACGUGCCCAUCCUCUUUCGUGGUGGCAACGGUGCAGCUGCUGGUGUGGCAGCCCAGCACAGCCAAGACUAUGCUGCCUGGUAUGCUUCCUGCCCUGGCCUCAAAGUUGUUGCGCCUUACAGCACUGAGGACGCUAGGGGUCUUACCAAGGCUGGCAUUCGUGAUGAUGAUCCAGUCGUCUCUUUGGAGAAUGAGUUGAUGUAUGGCGUCGCUAUGGACACCUCUGAUGAAGCCAUGCAUCCUGACUUCUUGAUUCCCUUUGGCAAGGCCAAAAUUGAAAGGGAAGGUUGUCAUAUCACCCUCGUUUCCUACUCAAUCAGCGUUGGCGACUGUCUUGAGGCUGCUGACCAGCUAGCUAAGGAUGGCAUUAACUGUGAAGUGAUUAACCUCCGUAGUCUUCGUCCCCUUGAUGAUGAAUGCAUCUUCAAUUCUGUGAAAAAGACUCAUCACCUAGUAACAGUUGAUCGUGCGUGGCCAUCCUGUGGUAUUGGUGCCGAGAUCUGCGCUAGAAUUAUGGAGGGCGAUGUCUUUUUCCAUCUGGAUGCGCCUGUCUACCGCGUGACUGGUGCUGAUGUUCCCAUGCCCUACGCUGGCUGCUUGGAGGCGGCAUGUACCUCUCAUGCCUCUAACGUUAUAACUACUGUGAAAAAAGUUCUCAAUCGUCAGUAG